AUGCAUGCCAAACAGGUCUUCGCCGCGCUCCUCGUAGCGGCCACCACUAUCACCGAAGCUCGUGUUCUCCAGUCCCGUCAAAUCGGCGACGUUGAUUGCAACGUCGCCCGUCUGCAGAUCGUAGACGCUAUCUCGUCGGCCCAGGACACCGUCGGCGGCAUCAAGGACGCGACCGUAAAGGAUGCAGCGGCGGGUGGUCUCAACCAGGCCAGUGAUGCGAUUGGGAACAUUGGCGUGGCUCUUAUCUCUGGUCAGAAAGCGGCGGCAGAGGACCGCACGAGCGUUAAGACCGGGCUCAAUGCAACCGGCACAGCUCUGCAAGGGGGUGACCAGACGGACGACGCAGUCAAGAAAGCGCAGGGAUUCCUUCAGAAGGCGGUUGCUGCUGGGAAGGAUGUCGUCUCUCUUUGCAAGUAG
Molecule: messenger RNA, 417 nt
Organism: Colletotrichum destructivum
Lineage: Eukaryota; Fungi; Ascomycota; Sordariomycetes; Glomerellales; Glomerellaceae
Exons: 3
Coding region: 1-417 (138 amino acids)
Source: RefSeq, a predicted model, not a curated record